ACUGUCUGGAUUUAUUUGCUGCUGUCACUAUUUGUCUUUUUUUAUCUUUGUACUCCUGUAUUUUUAGCAUCUGGCCUCUUUUAAGAGUGAGGCAGUGUCAGUAAAUAAAUUGAAUUAGAGGCAUUAUUUUACUUCAAAGUAAGUGCAUGAUUUAAUUUAUAAAGAUACUGUUAUGGCGUUUCUCUUGCUUGAGAAGCUGUGCUGCUGCAUCAGUUUGCAGUUUCUCAUUUGUGGGUGUUCAGCACCAAUAAAACCAGGCACUAAUCUUUCUUCUUGUUACUUCUCUCCAGACAGGUUCAGUGGUUGGAGGCAGAAAGCUUCUAUUUCUGCUGUAUCUGUCUUACCUGUUAGUUCAUGUCACGUUCUAGUAGCUGUGGUACUCUUGCCUCCAGUGAGCACACUUAUCCCAGUGUUUCUGGUCCAUGGAGGAGAGAUCCAGUUCAGAGAGAAGGUGCUAUGGACAGCCAUCACGCUCUUCAUUUUCUUAGUAUGCUGCCAGAUACCUUUGUUUGGAAUCAUGUCAUCAGAUUCUGCAGAUCCGUUCUAUUGGAUGCGAGUUAUUCUUGCAUCAAACAGAGGUACUUUGAUGGAAUUGGGUAUCUCCCCCAUUGUGACUUCUGGUUUGAUCAUGCAGCUGCUGGCUGGAGCGAAGAUCAUUGAAGUUGGUGACACUCCAAAAGACAGAGCCCUGUUCAAUGGAGCUCAGAAGUUAUUUGGGAUGAUUAUUACCAUUGGGCAAGCCAUUGUGUAUGUUAUGACUGGAAUGUAUGGAGAUCCUGCUGAAAUGGGUGCUGGAAUUUGUCUUCUUAUUAUAAUUCAGCUGUUUGUUGCUGGUUUGAUUGUGUUGCUGUUGGAUGAGUUGCUACAGAAAGGCUAUGGCUUGGGAUCUGGUAUCUCCCUGUUUAUUGCUACCAAUAUCUGUGAAACCAUUGUCUGGAAGGCCUUCAGUCCUACUACCAUCAACACUGGCAGAGGGACAGAGUUUGAGGGGGCUGUGAUUGCCUUAUUUCACCUUCUGGCUACAAGAACCGACAAGGUCCGGGCUUUGCGGGAAGCUUUUUACCGACAGAAUCUACCCAAUCUCAUGAACCUGAUUGCUACAGUGUUUGUAUUUGCUGUAGUCAUCUAUUUCCAGGGGUUUCGUGUUGAUUUACCCAUCAAAUCUGCACGCUACCGGGGACAGUACAGUAGCUAUCCGAUCAAGCUCUUCUAUACCUCCAACAUUCCCAUCAUUCUGCAGUCUGCCCUAGUUUCAAACCUCUAUGUCAUUUCCCAGAUGCUGUCCGUUCGUUUUAGUGGCAACUUCUUGGUGAAUUUACUAGGACAAUGGGCAGACGUCAGUGGUGGUGGCCCUGCUCGCUCUUACCCUGUUGGUGGCCUGUGCUACUACCUGUCCCCCCCUGAAUCCAUGGGUGCAAUAUUUGAGGAUCCUGUCCAUGUCAUAGUUUAUAUCAUAUUUAUGUUGGGAUCCUGUGCGUUCUUCUCCAAGACUUGGAUUGAGGUGUCUGGCUCAUCAGCGAAAGACGUUGCCAAGCAACUCAAAGAGCAGCAGAUGGUGAUGAGAGGCCACAGGGACACUUCAAUGGUUCAUGAGCUGAACAGGUAUAUCCCUACAGCUGCUGCAUUUGGUGGAUUGUGCAUUGGUGCCCUUUCAGUACUGGCUGACUUCCUGGGUGCCAUUGGCUCGGGCACUGGCAUUCUGCUGGCAGUCACUAUUAUUUAUCAGUACUUUGAAAUAUUUGUAAAAGAACAGGCUGAGGUUGGAGGAGUAGGUGCAUUAUUUUUCUAGCUGUCCAAACAUUUCAUGGUUUGUGUGGAAAGGGAAAGUAUUUUGACAACAUGCAUCAUUUAAUCCAACAAUGCUAUUUUCUUUUGACUUGUUUUCAAGUGCUGGGUGGCCCAUUCCUGGAAUGGGCACCGAGCAGCGCCUGUGAGCAGCAUUAGUACCGGCUGCCUUAAGAAUCCAGUUUACAUUAUCUAUCUUGUUUAAGUAUUAUCUAGUGUUGCCUGUGAUGCUGGAAACCAGUUCAUCUACCUUGCUGUCCAAACACUGCAGUGAGAUGCUCAAAUGUAUCAGUUUGGUGUCAGUAAACACUUUUUGCACACAGUAUUCAAAUGUUAACUUUGUCUCCCUGUCCUUAAGAGAAAAAAGAAAUCUGAAUUCAAAAUUAAUUGCCAUGUGACAAAAUGUAUCUGGACCUUGAAUUUUAUGUUAGUUUUUUAUACUUUUUUAACUUGCAUUUCCCCAUCACUGAACUGGGCACUCCUUCUUUUGCACUGUCUCCACUCGGGCAUUUCUCUCUUAGCUCUGAGGGUGGACAGUCAUGUUUUACCAGAGGCUGAUACGCAUCUCACCUGGGAGCUGGUUCAGGGGUGGGUUUGCUGCAUCACAGGGCCCAGGGAUCUUGCCCUGCUGUGGGGGGGACAGUGUGGUGGCAGCUGCUGUCCCACUGGGAAUUGAGCCCCGCUGUUCCAUUUCAACCUGUACUUGUGCAAGCUGUGCCCUUAAAACUUCACGUCCACUUUGCUUCUGUGAGUUUAAAGAACAAGGCCUGGUUCCUCAAGCACUGUUCAGGGGAGGGAAAGGGAGAAUGAGGAGUUCCUGCUGCAGAUCUUUGUCGCACUUUACAGCGGCAAUGUACAACUGUAAACGUUAGACAAUAAACUUAUUUAAUUAAGCUC
Melopsittacus undulatus (budgerigar) is the source of this 2682-nucleotide messenger RNA. It is a transcript of the gene SEC61A2, whose product is annotated as SEC61 translocon subunit alpha 2. Bases 173 to 1789 code for a protein of 538 amino acids. The record is from RefSeq and is a predicted model, not a curated record. The transcript is spliced from 11 exons. Gene Ontology annotation, molecular function: signal sequence receptor activity; ribosome binding; transmembrane protein transporter activity. Gene Ontology annotation, cellular component: Sec61 translocon complex; membrane. NCBI's taxonomy places the organism in Eukaryota, Metazoa, Chordata, Aves, Psittaciformes, Psittaculidae. Gene Ontology annotation, biological process: SRP-dependent cotranslational protein targeting to membrane, translocation; post-translational protein targeting to membrane, translocation.